Andrographis paniculata is the source of this 1727-nucleotide messenger RNA. Its product is annotated as E3 ubiquitin-protein ligase At1g63170-like. Lineage: Eukaryota; Viridiplantae; Streptophyta; Magnoliopsida; Lamiales; Acanthaceae. Gene Ontology annotation, molecular function: zinc ion binding. Bases 364 to 1524 code for a protein of 386 amino acids. The transcript has 5 exons. The record is from RefSeq and is a predicted model, not a curated record.
AACACACCCGUAAUAAAAUAUCAAGAACGAGCAUCGUCGUCAUCCCAUCCCAAGUGGACACCCAUUAGCGGCAGCGGGCGGAAUGAUUGAUUAAUCCAGCCCAGGAAUCAAUCCAUCACAUUUUCGGAGCAACGAUUCUCCUCUGAUACUUUCUCAUUUUCAUCGCGCCUUGAUUUUUGUUCGCUUCGGUGCACUGGCACAUUUCUGCCAUUUUUAGUGGACUUUAAGGAAUCUUCGAUCAUAUUACCUUUCCUUUUCCGGCAAUCAGGACCAUGUUUUCUGUUUUGAGUGCACGUUUGUUGGACCAGUAUAUCUUUGCCGCUAAUAGGAAGCUCAGCGCAGCUUAACAGAGUCCAUUUGUUAAUGGAGAGAGCAAAUAGUGGCGUAGAUGACGAACAUGUGAUAGACAUUACAAGUAGUAGUGAUUCUUCCUCAUCUAGUUCAUCCUAUGACCGGCUGUCUGGAUUCUUGGAAGAUCGGACACCCAGCCGUCCUGUUUAUCAGCCUCAACAAUUUUCAGCCAGUGUGUCCAACCCUAGGAAUGCAUCUCUAUUACGAAGAGGAAACAAUCGAGGCCGACAGAGGAGACUGUUAGACUCUGGCUUAUGGAUAUCUUUCCAGUUAGUGUUGACAGCUAGCCAAAUUUUUGCUGCUGUUGUUGUUUUGUCUUUGUCGGGAAAUGAGAAGCCUCAUGCUCCUUUGAAGGCAUGGAUCGUCGGAUAUUCAUCUGGUUGUUUAGCAUUUCUUCUCGCUUUGUAUUGGCGGUUUAAAUAUCGCGACUAUAGUGCUGAACAGGAUUCGUCGCAGAGCAAUAUCUCCACUGUUCCACUUACCGGAAGAUUCAUAGAUGAGGAAGGUCGAUGGACGACCGGUGCAGCGACUAGAAGCACUCCAAGAAUUAAGGCAUUUGUUGAAAAUUUCAAGAUGGCUUUGGACUGCUUCUUUGCUGUUUGGUUUGUGGUAGGCAAUGUGUGGAUUUUCGGAGGGCACGCGUCGUCGUCCGAAGCUCCAAACAUCUACAGGCUGUGUAUCGUAUUUCUUACCUUAAGCUGCAUUGGAUACGCUUUGCCGUUUAUUCUGUGCGCUGCCGUCUGCUGUUGCUUCCCUUGUAUUAUUUCAGUCAUGGGCUUGCGACAAGAUCUUCCUCAUACUAAAGGAGCUACGCAAAAUUUAAUCAACACGCUCCCAACGUAUAAAUUUAAACUGAAGAAAAAUAAGAACAACAACGACAAGGAGAAAGUCCCGUCUGCAGCGGUCGACGGCGGUAUUGUGGCGUCCGGAACAGACAAGGAACGCGAAGUAUCCGGAGAAGAUGCAGUUUGCUGCAUCUGCUUGACCAAGUACAUGAACAACGACGAGCUGAGAGAGUUGCCGUGCGCGCACUUCUUUCACAAGGACUGCGUCGAUAAAUGGCUGCGGAUGAGCGGGUCGUGCCCGCUUUGCAAAGCCGAGCUCGGCGACGAUACUGUGUUUAGCUCGUUGGCUGAAGCAACUGCUAGCCUUCGGAAUGGCACCCUCUUGUGAAUCUCCAUGGAAGUUCUGUGGUUGUUUGUUUGUAAAUUUGUUUGUGUGACCAAAAGGUGGUUUUGAUGUGUUUGAUUCUUUUAUGUUUGUUAUAUUGUUGUUUGUGUAUGUUUUGCACCUUAUAUUCAAUUCAUGAGUAUAUGUGAUCUGUGUAAUGAUAAUACUUGCCUUAUAUAUAUAAAUAUUUAUAAUUUUUAUAUAUA